UUCUGCACCGUGUCGAGAGUGGGUCGAGAUCGUGCUGUAAGUAAGAAAGUCCUAUGGAUAUGUGUGGAUGAGCUAAGAUGACACUGGGUAUUUGCUGCGGCAGAGACUGGUGACAUUUUUUCUGCGCCACUGUCGGCUUUUAAAGAAAAAUGCAUCAUAACCAGGAGGAGAAGUCGGUAAAUCCUAUUACUGCGCAGCUCGGGACGGCGACCAACGGUGACUCCAACAGCCUGGGAAGCAACUUGGGCAGCGGCCUCACUGACCUCGAGCCACCUGCUUACUCCAAACUGGAGUUCAGGAGAAAUGCGGUGACGGAUGACUACAAAAUAACAUCUCAGGUUCUCGGCCUGGGAAUCAAUGGCAAAGUACUGGAGUGUUAUUGCAAGAAAACAGGAGAGAAAUGUGCCCUCAAGAUUCUCUAUGACACCCCUAAAGCCAGACGAGAGGUUGAGCUGCACUGGCGAGCGUCCGGAGGUCCCCACAUUGUACGGAUACUUAGCCUGUAUGAGAACAUGCACCAGGGGAAGAAAUGUCUCCUCAUUGUUAUGGAAUGCAUGGAGGGAGGGGAACUGUUCAGUCGCAUUCAGGCCAGAGGGGACCAGGCUUUCACAGAGAGAGAGGUGUCGGAGAUCAUGCAUGACAUCGGUAUGGCCAUAGACUACCUCCACCACAUGGACAUUGCUCACAGAGAUGUAAAGCCUGAAAACCUGCUCUACACCACUAAGGAGAGUAAUGCUACUCUAAAGCUGACUGACUUUGGCUUUGCUAAGGAGACAACACUGCACAACUCCCUGCAAACUCCGUGUUACACGCCGUAUUAUGUUGCGCCGGAAGUGCUUGGGCCAGAGAAAUACGACAAAUCAUGUGACAUGUGGUCUUUGGGUGUAAUCAUGUACAUUCUACUCUGUGGGUUUCCUCCAUUCUACUCAAACACAGGCCAAGCCAUCUCUCCAGGCAUGAAGCAGAGGAUCAGGUUGGGCCAAUAUGAGUUUCCGAAUCCAGAGUGGGCAGACGUUUCUGAGGAAGCCAAACAGCUCAUCAUUCAAUUACUGAAGACAGACCCCAGUGAAAGGAUGACCAUUGGACAGUUCAUGAACCAUCCUUGGAUUAGUAAGUCCAUGGUGGUCCCUCCGACACCCUUGCACACCUCUCGGGUUUUAACAGAGGACAAGGAGUUGUGGGAAGACGUAAAGGAGGAAAUGACCAGUGCCCUGGCCACCAUGCGCGUGGAUUACGACCAGGUGAAGAUCAAAGACUUGGAUACAUCCAACAACCCUCUGCUGAAUAAGAGACGCAAGAGGCCCGUUCUUCUGGGAGCUGACGGAGGGGGUGGAGAUCAAAGAGGAAUGUGUAUUAGUCAGGGAGAAGUAGCAUUUUCUGAAGAACAUGGUAAAAUAAUCCUGGAAGAACAGUAGUAUUAAAACCAGAGUAGCAACAUUUUCCACCAACAUAUCACUUGUUGUAAUUUACUUAUUCUUUGUGUUACUGUGCUCAUUCUAAGGAGUCACAUUUAUUUGUAACUCUUACUACUCAAAUCAAGCUAAAUAAAAGUUUGUUUGUUUUUUAUCUUUCA
Molecule: messenger RNA, 1573 nt
Organism: Archocentrus centrarchus (flier cichlid)
Lineage: Eukaryota; Metazoa; Chordata; Actinopteri; Cichliformes; Cichlidae
Product: MAP kinase-activated protein kinase 2-like
Exons: 10
Coding region: 150-1415 (421 amino acids)
Biological process (GO): protein phosphorylation
Molecular function (GO): protein kinase activity; ATP binding
Source: RefSeq, a predicted model, not a curated record